Messenger RNA from Drosophila guanche, 1698 nucleotides. RefSeq names its product thioredoxin domain-containing protein 2-like. Lineage: Eukaryota; Metazoa; Arthropoda; Insecta; Diptera; Drosophilidae. The record is from RefSeq and is a predicted model, not a curated record. The transcript has 2 exons. Bases 345 to 1130 code for a protein of 261 amino acids.
CGAAAAUUACCCUCACUUUUGAAUAACUCAAUUCCCAUGAAGAGGAAAGGGACAUUCCCUCAUAAAGUCGUGCUCUGGUAAAUGCCCACAGAAAUUACACUGGUGGGAUGGCUACCGAUAGCGUUCCGAAACUCAAUGGACAUUACCGCAAAACAGCAGGAGAUGGGACAUCGAGCUCGAGCCUGAGCUGUCGUAUGAGUAAAAACAUCUAAUCUAAUAAAUGUCUUGAAGUGUGUUUCAAUGGAAGGGAUUUCGUACAGUCCUUCUGCGCAUUAGAUCACAAACGAAAAUGCUGGUUUACAAAACCAUCAAAUUGUACAUACGAUCUUGUUAAAUGUUUGAGAAUGAAGGCGAACUUACCCCCUUAUAAAGCGCCGGACAUUGUGGACGGUGAGUGUGAUAAGGUUAAGAAAGAACCAUGGUGCGAAACCAUUGCGAUAAAAGAAAAUGAGGAAUCAGAACCGAAUGAAAAAUCAUAUGAAAAAUCAACGGAAAACGAAAAAGCCGAAAAAUCAACCGCAGCAAAUUCCACCACGGAAAAAGAAACAACAGAAAAAUCAACUACAGAUAAUAAAACAACAAAAAAAUCAACAACAGAGAAAUCCACCACAGAAAAAGGAUUAGAAACAACAUAUAACGCGACAGAAAAAUCAACAGGAGAAAAAUCAACCACAGAAAAAGCAGCAACAGAACAAUCACCAACAGAGAUUCCGAAAUUAAACGAAGAAAAAGACACACCGACAGAAAAAUCAAUAGUGAAACCAAAAUCAGAAGAACACACAGCGAAGGAAGAAACAACUGAGAGCAAAAAAGCAGGGGAAGACACAGCAAAGGAAGAAUCAACCAAGGAACCCAAGUCAGAAGAAGACACAGCGACGGUAGAACAAAAACACAGACCAAAAUCAGAAGAAGACACAUCUAAGAAAGAAACAACUGAGAGCCAAAAAGCAGGGAAAGACAAAGCGAAGGAAGAAUCAACCAAGGAACCCAAGUCAGAAGAAGACACAGCGACGAUAGAACAAACACAAAUACCAAAAUUAGAAGUAGACACAGCAAAGGAAGAAACAACUGAGAACCAAAAAGCAGGGAAAGACAAAGCGAAGGAAGAAUCAACCAAGGAACCCAAGUAAGAAGAAGACACAGCGACGGUAGAACAAACACACAGACCAAAAUCAGAAGAAGACACGUCGAAGGAAGAAACAACUGAGGCCAAAAAGCAGGGGAAGACACAGCGAAGGAAGAAUCAACCAAGGAACCCAAGUCAGAAGAAGACACAGCGACGAUAGAACAAACACACAGGCCAAAAUCAGAAGCAGACACAGCGAAGGAAAAAACAACUGAGAGCCAAAAAGCAGGGAAAGACAAAGCGAAGGAAGAAUCAACCAAGGAACCCAAGUCAGGAGAAGACACAGCGACAGAAGAACAAACAGAGAGACCAAAAUCAGAGGAAGCCACAUGGAAGGAAGUACAAACAAUAAGACCAAAAUCAGAGGAAGGCGCAUCGAUGGAAGAAAAAACAAAGAAAUUAAAAUCUGAUGAAGAGUGAGGCAAACCAGAAGAGAAACAAACAGAGAGACCAAAAUCAGAAACAGAAGGAAAUCCUGACGAAUCACAUACAUGGAAACCAGAAAAGAAACCCAAACCGGAAGAAGACUUAUCGAGGGAACCAAAAUCAAAACGAGAAGGGACGUGUGAGAC